Molecule: messenger RNA, 2581 nt
Organism: Thlaspi arvense
Lineage: Eukaryota; Viridiplantae; Streptophyta; Magnoliopsida; Brassicales; Brassicaceae
Source: the annotation of a GenBank genome assembly
AAUGCAUAUAGAGUUUAUAAUAUAUAUGUAUUAUUGAAGCUAAGUUAUAACGUCGAAAUGAUCAUAGAGAGAGACUAUACACACAAGUCACAACUUGAGAUAUAUUUAACCUUUCUCAUGGUUUUAUUCUUUUGAGUAAUUGAUUAUUAGUGAUCGAGAGAAGCUAGCUAGAGAAACCACCCUCGCGGAGAGAAAUGACCGGGACAUCUUCGCCGGAGAUAUGCUCCACGUGGCUUGACUUAAACAGAGAAGAGACGGUGGAGAAGAACAUUAAUGAAGAAGAGUCAUCAGUUGAAGACGAAGACCAACAAGCGACGAGUAGUAAUAACGUGAGACAGUAUGUUCGAUCCAACAUGCCUCGGCUUCGUUGGACGCCUGAUCUUCAUCUUUCCUUCGUCCGUGCAGUCCAACGACUAGGCGGUCCACACAGAGCGACACCGAAACUGGUUCUUCAGAUGAUGAAUAUGAAAGGAUUGAGUAUUGCACAUGUCAAGAGUCACUUGCAGAUGUAUCGGAGUAAAAAGCUCGAGGCAUCGUCUUUCCAUGAGGUUGGAGCUAUGAUGGGUGGACAAAGAAGCUAUCUGUUAAACAUGAUCGAUUUCCCUUAUGGAGAUUUAAGACAUGUCUACAACUCUAAAACAGUUCCUUCAAGGGUGCACGAUCAAGGCUCAGUCUUUACAAAUCUUGGAGGUAACUAUGUUAUGCGACCUUCGAGCUGGUGUAACGGGUUAAGUGGAAAUGAAUGGCAUGGAGGACUUGACCGAGACAUCAUCGAGAGCAAGACACUGCCUCUGCUCGAGAUUAAGAGGACGACCCAUGAGAAAAGAGUCAGAGAAGAACAGGCGAGAGAAGUAUCAUCAUUCAAACGAUCAAAACUAGUGCCCGGAGGUGAAAAUCAGUUGCCUGAGUUUGGAAAUUGGAGGCAAAAACCAACAGAUGGUAUCAACACGAUGCUCUCGCUCUCUCUGUUCCCGACAUCAUCAGGAGAACGCAGCUCAUCAUCUGACGUAGUAGAGACAUAAAGGUUAAAACUUUAAAGGGAUUCAAAGGUAGAGCCAUUUCUUGGGAUGAGUACUUAGUCAGGAUCUGGGUCAGAGGCUUGAUUCAGAUCCUGUAAGUACUUUUCUUUCGGGUAGAUUCUUGAGUUUGUAUUCGAUAUAACACAAAUUGUGGAAUGCAAACAAAAACACAUGUAAUAAUAAUAAUGUUUCCUCUUCAAAACCACCAAACCAAACUACAUGAGAAGCAGAAAGCCUAAAAAUGUAUCAGAACCAUGAGGAUAAAGAAAAAAUCAUAAUCAGUACCAAAAAUCACUCAAGCAGAGAGAAGAGAAUGUACUUAGUUAUACAGACACUUAUCGAUCCAUCUUCUUUCCUUGGAUCACUUAUCUAAGAAACACUCUUCCUCCUCUUUAGUCUUCGUUUUCAAUCUGCCACCAAAUUCAUCAAUCUCAUUCUUUAGCCUUUUCGACUUUAACCCAUUCUUGCUCUUCUUCUUAUCUCCAGAACCGUUGAGAUCACCAGCAACCUCAUCUUCAACACUCAUUCCGAUUUCAUCCUCUCCAAGCGUCUCAGAUACAUUACUAUCCAUAUACCUAACCUCAUGAAUCCUUCCUUUCUUCUUCACCGAGACAACACUCUCACUAUCAUCAACAUCACUCUUAACCAAUUCUCCACCACUCUUGGCUUCUUUAACACCAAAAGGAUCGAUUUUUAGCUUCAAAUCAGGCACUGUCUGAUAUAUCGGCAGAGCCAAACUCUCGGAUAGCUUCAAAUGCAACGAUCUAACGUAUUUCCACUUACCAUGCAGAACAUCAACAACUCCGUUCAGAGUCGCCAUCACAUUCUCUGAGAUUUCAACGCUUUCCAUCGACAAUUUCCCAACUUUGAUGACGCUGCAAGUCCCUGUCCUCAUGAAGAACAGAGCAGCUCCACAAGCUCUCUCGACCUGCUCUUUCCAGUUUCUAUGCUUCAAAUCGAUCGCCACAGGAAUCUUCUUGCUCGCGAAGAAUUUCUUCCCAAUCAAUCUCGGCAACAGAGGAAUCACCCUCCGGUCGGAGAAAAACCUGUCGUACGAAUCGCAGAGCUUCCGUUUCGCUUCGAAUGGUCGAUAAUCCGUUUUCAGCUUUGAGAGCUUGAGAACCUUAGUGAUGGGUAUGUUCUCGGAUUUGAUCUUCUUCAUCGCGCCGUCCUUGGUGAGGCCACUUUUCUGUCUGUCGUCGAUGAUGAGACAGAGCUCCGGCGAAUCUUCGGCGGUGUUGAUAAGCGGAUGCGGGAGACCGAUACGGUGAGCAUUCGUACGGCUCGUCUGCGGAAUCUUCUUGAGGGUUACGAUUAGGUAAACGAACUCGUCCUGCUCUAGAAGCUGCGGCUUCUCCGUCUUUGAUUUUUCGUUUCUCCAGUUGAGCAAGGCCUUAAUUGCAUCUUCCACCGUCUUUGGACUCACUCUUGACGUCUGAAACUGAGUGGCUAAUGUCUCCGGUGCCGGCGGUGACGGCCGAGAUACGGUGGUCAUCGGAUAGGUCGGGAGAUUAGAAAGUUAGUGCUCAGUGAAGAAGAAGAUUCAGGGUUCUAGGGAGACG